AUUGCGGGUAGGUUCGUUCGCGCUCUCGCAGUGUUGUAGGUACCACUUAGAAAGUAAUAGAAAGUGCUUCCUCAUGCUUAAAAUACAACUCGUUACUGCGUACCGCAAUGUCAAACGUCCUACUGACGCGGCCGAAUUCGGCAACUAUGACUCUGUGCCUAUUACUUCAACCGACGAAAGUAAUCGUUUCGGAUCAACCGAUUCGCCGGGCGACGUACUACGACGACGUGUCACCUCGGGCGGGCAGACGUUUGAAAGUGAAAGCGGAAGUGGUCGUCGUUGAUACGAAUAUCAUACAAUCGUUAUUGUUUUGUGCGAACGCGGGCGCCUAAUAGAUAUUAUAGUCCAAACGUCGAGAGUCUGCAGUCGCUUCCGACUGGCGGUUUGGAGCGCGUAAUAACGGCGCCGAUCACCGUAGGCGCGUUCGCCGAACACCAUUGGAUGUAGACCCACUCGUACAUAAUAUCAUUAUUGUUGUGUGUGUAAUCAAUAUUCUAAUAACUAAUCUGAAAUUCGAAAUAAUAAUCACAGGCAUACAUAACACCGUCGCUGUGCCUGUUAAACGCUCGUGACCUGUGUUCGACUUUGACGGGUUAUAUAACGACGUAAACAUCGGGCCUUUUUUUUUUAUUUUUUUUUUUUUUUUUCAUGACUUCAUAAUAAUAAUAAUUGCUGUUAUUGGUCUCCGUCGCCUCUACCGUUCUGUUGGCGCUGUCGAUGCCUUGAUGACACGUUUUUAGAAAUAACUGCGAACAACGACUACAUUAUACCGCCAAGGACGCGACGGCCAAAAUAUGACGGUUGUAAAGUUGAUGUUAACAUUGGGUAUUUAUUCGUCGGCGCUGGUCGGCUUCUUCACCCUGCUGCCUUUAAUGCAAAACGUCACUUUCACGGAAUAUAGUGUCACACCUCAAAGACCUUUUACAGGACCGUUAGCAUUAAAUGAAAAAUUAUCAGGUAUAUCGAAACUUUUUGAGGAUCAAAUUGUAGGACCUGAAGGUCUGUUGUAUCAUAACAACACCUUGUAUACAACAUUGCAUUAUGGUCAUGUUGUUAAAAUUGUUAAUAAUGAAAUAGUUCCUGUUGUGAAAUUUGGAAAAGUCUGUGAUGGAUUGUAUGAAGAACAUGUUUGUGGACGUCCACUUGGCCUUACUAUGGAUAAAUCAGGAUUUUUAUAUGUAGCUGAUGCCUAUUAUGGUAUUUUUAAAGUGAAUUUAAAUUCAAAAUUCUACGGUGCAAAAGAGCAGUUAGUUUCAAUGGAUGAAGUUAUUGAUGGUGCACGUCCUAAAUUACCAAAUUCGGUUGUAGUAACUUCUGAUGGUAACGUGUACUGGACUGACUCUGAUACAAACUAUAAAUUACACGAUGGAGUUUAUACAUUAUUUGUUGAUGGUACUGGAAGAUUAUUGAAAUAUGAUCCAAAAACCAAAAAAAAUACAGUGUUAAUGAAAAAUCUUCAUUUUGCGAAUGGUGUAGAAUUAUCAAAUGAUGAAUCAUUCAUAUUGGUGGCUGAAACUGCAAAAUAUCGUGUACAUAAGUAUUAUUUGAAAGGACCUAAAGCAGGAAAAAGCGAAAUAUUUAUUGAUGGUUUACCAGGAAUGCCAGAUAAUAUUAAAAGAAAUAGCAAAGGGUCAUUUUAUAUUCCAUUAGUUUCUGCAAGAAUCCCAAUUUUUGAAAAUAUUGGUGAAUAUCCAACUAUUAGAAUGAUGAUUACCAAAUUUCUUGGAAUAAUUGAUUUUACAUUGCUAAAGAUCAAUUCAUUAUAUCCUAAUUUAUAUUGCAAAAAAGCUAUGCGUUGGGUUGGACAUUUUGAAUCCAUGUCAAUCAUCAAAUCAUUAAGCAAACAACGAAUUUCUAUUUUAAAAGUUAAUGAAAAGGGCCAACUAUUAUCGAGUUACUAUUCUUUAGAUGGAAAGGUAUCUGGAAUAUGUGACGUUGAAGUAGUCGGUGAUAAAUUAUAUCUGGGCUCACCAUUUAACAACUUUUUGGGAAUUGUUAAACUUCCACAAGGAUUUUAACAAGUUAAAUUUUUUUAAUAGUUUAUAUAGUAAUGCUCAAUUAUUUGUAAACUGUUUAAUUAUUUGAUUUUGUAUAAUUUUUAAUUCAUAAGUUCAAACAUAAUUCUCUAUUAACAUCAAAUGCAUUAAACACAGUGAAUAUUUACAGACUUUUUUAAUAUUCAAAUCAGAAAAAUACCUGUAUUUUUUAAACUUCAGUAUCUAUAUAGUGGACAUGCUUUAAUUCUCCAUGUUUAUUGUUUUUUUUUUUUUUCAUUAUAGGUGAGUAUUUUAUUGUAAUGCCAAAUUUUACUCGAAUUAAACUUUUUUUUAUUCACAUUAUAAUAAGAACUUGUAUACUAUAUGAUGUAUUACUAUCUUAAACUACUGAUUUAAUUUAAA
Molecule: messenger RNA, 2399 nt
Organism: Rhopalosiphum padi (bird cherry-oat aphid)
Lineage: Eukaryota; Metazoa; Arthropoda; Insecta; Hemiptera; Aphididae
Product: adipocyte plasma membrane-associated protein Hemomucin-like
Exons: 8
Coding region: 795-2018 (407 amino acids)
Biological process (GO): biosynthetic process
Molecular function (GO): strictosidine synthase activity
Source: RefSeq, a predicted model, not a curated record